Megalops cyprinoides (Indo-Pacific tarpon) is the source of this 2213-nucleotide messenger RNA. RefSeq names its product probable G-protein coupled receptor 82. Gene Ontology annotation, cellular component: membrane. NCBI's taxonomy places the organism in Eukaryota, Metazoa, Chordata, Actinopteri, Elopiformes, Megalopidae. Gene Ontology annotation, biological process: G protein-coupled receptor signaling pathway. Gene Ontology annotation, molecular function: G protein-coupled receptor activity. The record is from RefSeq and is a predicted model, not a curated record. The coding region runs from base 48 to 1166 and encodes 372 amino acids. The transcript is spliced from 2 exons.
UCACCACACCACUGCAGGAGCACUUCCUACUGUCAUUACCAAGACCCAUGGUGAACGUGUCAGGAGAGCCGGUGGCAUGCUCCUCCUGCCUGUGCCCGUCCCAGACCACCCGCCUGUUCCUGCCCACCCUAUACAGCCUCAUGUUCCUCAUAGGCCUCCUGGGCAACAGCCUGUCCCUCUGGGUGUUCGUGAAGAAGAUACCGAACAAAACGUCCACCCACGUUUAUCUGAUCAACCUGGGCGUGUCCAACCUGAUGCUGUGUGCCACCAUGCCCAUCCUGGCAGCCUACUUUGCGGUGGGCCACACCUGGGGGUCCCACCAGCUGGCCUGCCGGGUGGCUGUGGGCGGGGUGACGCCCGUCCUGCACGUCAACAUCUACGUGGGCGUGUUCAUCCUCACCUGGAUCGCGCUGAGCCGCCUGGCCGUCCUCGUCCAGCACAGCCACUCGGGACGGGCCAGCACCUGCACCCGCAUCCUCCCCUCCGCCUUCUUCCGCAAACUCCGCGAAGUGCACUUUGCCCGAGCCAUGUGCCUGGCUAUCUGGACCAUAGUGCUGGCCGGUAUAAUCCCUGUGGUGGUCCUCUACUCUGUGGCGGAGGCGGGGGAGGCGGGGGGAGCGGAGAACGCAGGCGACCAGGCCUGCUACAGCGUUGGGGUGGAGGUCGGGGGGGACGGCUCCCAGCUGAGCCACGUGGCGGCCAUCGUUCUCUUCUUCAUCUGCUUUCUGCUCGUGCUGGCGUCCUACGUCUCCGUCACCAGGCACAUCUGCAGGUCCCAGAGGAACACGGCAAUCACGGACAGGCACAGGGUCUACAGGAGGGUGUUCCGCAACAUCGUGGUGAUCCAGCUGGUGCUGGCGGUCUGCCUCCUGCCGCACCACAUCUUCAAGUCGGCUUUCAUCGGCAUGAUCCGCCACGAGGCCGCCCCCCAGCCAAGCGCAGGCUGGUGCCAGCAGCUGUCCCAGCUCGUCGAGGUGAAGAACAUUUUGCUCUGUCUUGCAGCGUUCAGGAGUGUCCUGGAUCCAAUCAUGUACUUCUUAUUGGACAAGACGUUUCACAGGCACGUGGCUGACCUGCUAAAAAUCAGUUCCCGUAAACAAAACAGCCAGUCCUCGGGGUCCAACUUGGACGCAGAAGCCACUUCUUCUAAGGCCACAAAACUGUAGCAGGGCAGUGGAUGGAAUUAUGGCUGUGGGACCUACACAAUUUCCCUACAACUCAUAUCAGCGGACACCACUUCAUCUCUGGAGCUCCUCAACAGAUUCUUUUUAGACGCAGAUGUCAAAUUCAAUGACACUCAGCCGCACUUGAACAGACAUUUGGCUGAUAAUGCUACUGACAUCUGACUGCUUACUAAUCAAGAGUGAAGGGGCAGUUGGGUAUAUGUGUGUAUAGGGAAUAAUAAAGAAUGCUUGGUGUACAUAUGUGAUGGGGAUUUUGGGGGGUGUGAUGGUUACAGUGGUUUAUGCAUCUCUGAUGAGUUAUGUGUGUGUGUGUGUUAUGAGGGGUGUAUAUGUUUGUGAUGGGAAAUGAGCAAUGUGUGCAUUAUAGGAGGAACAGUAUGUGUGUGAUGAUUGUGAAGUAUUUCGCUUUUUUUGGAGGGGAGGGGUUAAAGUACAGCCCUUGAUGAGGUCAGAGUGGAGGGGUGGGACCCUAAAAAUGACACACAAGCGAGUCAUCUGGAGGACCCCCAACAGUAAGAAUAAAGGCAGCAUCCUUCUUCUCUGUCCAUAUCCUCAUGCUACGGCUACACCAUGAAUUAUUCUUCAGUAUUGUCCAAACAACAGGCCCCAUGAGUGAUUUACUUUCUAUAUGUCACAAGCCCUAACUACAUAAUUCUACUGAUGAAGCCGUCUUUAAUCCUUGUCUACAGAAUAUGUGGCUCAUUAUGCUCCUUUGUCCAGCAGUGUAAAUAAUGUAUAAAAAUAUUAGGUGGGGAUAAAGCAUGGGCAGAUUUAUGCAUUAAUGUUAAAAUGCAGGGGAGUGUGGGGGCUAUUUUUUUUUGAAGUAAUGAAGUUUUUCAUGAUCUUAUAUGUAUAACAACAUGCUACCCUUCAUACAGCUAGUAAUAGAGGCCUGGAAAUUACCAACUAUGAUUUACUGUAAAUGAUAAUAAUAUUGUUUCCUGUGUGAUUGUCUUUGUCAACAUGUAUUUUUUUUUUUUAUCACAACCCUUAGCCUAAAGGGAGGUGGGGCAGGGCUUUAUUUGGGCU